Triplophysa dalaica is the source of this 1522-nucleotide messenger RNA. RefSeq names its product glutaminyl-peptide cyclotransferase (gene qpct). The transcript is spliced from 7 exons. Gene Ontology annotation, molecular function: glutaminyl-peptide cyclotransferase activity; zinc ion binding. NCBI's taxonomy places the organism in Eukaryota, Metazoa, Chordata, Actinopteri, Cypriniformes, Nemacheilidae. The record is from RefSeq and is a predicted model, not a curated record. The coding region runs from base 66 to 1151 and encodes 361 amino acids.
CGAAAGUCGCCUCUCACAUGAUGUGAGUCGUGCGGUCUGUUCGCCAGCGAUUUAAACGGGAGGAUAUGGCAGCGUUAAAGCGAUGUAUGUGUCUGCUGUCUCUCAUCAGCAUCAUCUCGACACGGACUCUCUGUGACACUGUCAUCCGGAGCGAUGAGAAGCUGAAACAUGAAGCGAGCACACUGAGCUCCAGUGAACUGAGGAGCGUUGUAGCUCAGACGGAUCUGGACCGGAUGUGGCAGAACGACCUGAAGCCCAUGCUUGUUGUGCGCUACCCAGGCUCCUCGGGGAGCCAAGCCGUUCAACAGCACAUUAAAUCGACUCUCGGUUCACUGAAAGCGGGAUGGGACGUGACUGAGGAUUCUUUCUACGCUCACACUCCUUACGGCCAGCUUCCCUUCACCAACAUCAUCGCCACUCUCAACCCGGCGGCGAAGCGUCAGUUAGUGUUGGCCUGUCACUAUGAUUCGAAGUAUUAUCCUCCGCAGUGGGACGCUCGUGAGUUUGUGGGCGCUACAGACUCUGCUGUGCCCUGCUCUAUGAUCCUGGAGCUGACGCGAGCUCAAGAUGAGCAGCUGAAAGUUAUAAAGGACUCUGGGUCAGAUGUGUCUCUCCAGUUGUUGUUUUUUGAUGGAGAGGAGGCGCUCUAUCAGUGGACCUCUGAAGAUUCUCUGUAUGGCUCCCGGCAUCUGGCACACAGAAUGAGCACAACAGCACACCCACCCGAGACCACCGACACCAACCAGCUGGAUGCCAUCGAUCUGUUUGUGCUGCUGGAUCUGAUCGGAGGUCCAGAUCCACGCUUCGGGAAUCAGUUCACCACCACAACCCGAUGGCUUUCCAGACUUCAAAAUAUCGAGCGUCGACUACAUGCACUCGCCGUGCUGGAGAAUCACCCGAAUGAGGCUCAGUACUUCUGGCCCAGCCAACACGUGGGUUUAAUUCUGGAUGAUCACAUACCGUUUCUCAACCGAGGAGUCCAAGUUCUUCACCUCAUAUCGACUCCUUUUCCCGCCGUGUGGCACACCUUCGACGACAACGAGGAGAAUCUGGAUCGCUCCUCCAUCAACAACCUCAACAAGAUCCUGCAGGUGUUUGUGCUCGAGUACCUGAAGAAGAAAAGUCAGAACACCGUCCCCGAAGACUCCUAAUGUUCUUCUGUUCUCUCACCAAAACCUUCCUUAUAUCUAAUGUGGUAUUUCUUGCUGAAAAGCACAAUCAAUUCUAGCUCCAGUUCAGCCGGACAAAUCACCAGUUCUAGGAUUUUUUAUAUCUGUGGGUAAAGUUUUUCUUGAAUAGAUGUUGUGAGAUGAACUUCAGUUCCGCUGAGACUGUGUGUCUGUUGAAAUUCAGAGUGCACAUCAUAUCACAGCAGAUUUACUGAAAACAUUUACUCUUUAUAUUUAUGUCCUUGACUUUCAUACCAAUGUCUCUACACAAGACCAGGAAAUCACAAUGGUACUUCUGUAUUCAUGUCACUUUUUUCCUCAUUGCAAAGCAAAAAAACAUGAAUUUUGUUUGA